Messenger RNA from Grosmannia clavigera kw1407, 291 nucleotides. RefSeq names its product 37S ribosomal protein mitochondrial. Lineage: Eukaryota; Fungi; Ascomycota; Sordariomycetes; Ophiostomatales; Ophiostomataceae. The transcript is spliced from 2 exons. Gene Ontology annotation, cellular component: mitochondrial small ribosomal subunit. Gene Ontology annotation, biological process: mitochondrial translation. The record is from RefSeq and is a predicted model, not a curated record. Gene Ontology annotation, molecular function: structural constituent of ribosome. Bases 1 to 291 code for a protein of 96 amino acids.
AUGUCAGCCGGCAAGAUGCACAUGCGUCUCCCUCCCUUGCGCGUCUUGCGUGUGCGCGAGGUGAAGCGUGAAGAAUCAAACCCCUGCAUUACCGUAAUGUCGUCCGUCCUCGCAUGCUGGGCAUCUUCCGGCUACAGUGCAGCCGGCUGCGCCACCGUCGAGCAAGCUCUGCGCGCAUGCAUGGACGGCCCCAAGCCAACUCCUCGGCCGCCCAACAACAUUAACUUCCACCUGGCGCGCAUGGCCAAGAAAGUUAACGGUCCGCGCAAGCAGAACGGCCUCAAGGACUAG